UCACAACUACCCUGGGACAAUCUAUGGAACCAAUGCUCCAAUGCUAGCUCUUCCCCGCUCUCUCUUCUUUACUCGCACAUAUUCAUACAUCCAACUCUCCUCCCGAAGCUACCUAAAUCGGGCAUAUACCGUCUCCAAUAUGGCAGCAAAGAAGAAGGUCUCGUCGGCCAUGGCCCAAGCACACGACUUUAUCGACUUCCUGAAUGACUCUCCCACCCGUGAGUAUUGAUAUCCACAUCCACCAAAAGUGUUCUGGAUUAUCCACAGAAACUCACCCGACCUUAGCAUACCACGCCGUCGAGUCUGCCAUUACACGUCUUUCCGCCGCCGGAUUUCAAGAGAUCAAGGAACGCGAUGCCUGGGCCUCAACUCUGGUACCCGGUGGAAAGUACUACCUCACACGAAAUGGCUCCUCCAUUGUCGCAUUCGGAAUUGGAAAGAAGUGGAAGGCUGGGAAUCCAAUUGCUAUGAUUGGAGCACAUACCGAUUCUUGCACCCUGCGACUGAAGCCUAUGAGCAGGAAGAGUGGUGCCGGCUUUAUGCAGGUUGGCGUUGAAACCUAUGGUGGAGGAAUCUGGCAUACCUGGUUCGAUCGAGAUCUCAGUAUUGCUGGAAGGGCUAUGGUUAAGGAUGGCAAAGGAAACAUCGUGUCAAAACUAAUCAAGGUUGAUCGACCCAUCCUUCGAAUUCCAACGUUGGCCAUUCAUCUCCAUCGUUCAGACGAAUUCAAGCCUAAUAAGGAGACGGAAUUGUUCCCCAUCGUUGGUUUGAUUGCAGCCGAGUUGAACCGGACUGGUUCCAAAUCCGAAGAUGGAAGGGCGGCAAAGGAUUCUGAGGAAGACAAAUCGUUCCGGCCUUUGGAGGCUCUGUCUGAACGACACCACCCAUAUGUUGUUGAGCUCAUUGCCGAACACGCGGAGGUUAAGGUAGAAGAUGUUGUUGAUUUUGAAAUAGUUCUUUAUGAUACACAGAAAGCCUGUCUGGGUGGUCUCAACGAAGAGUUCAUUUUCUCGGGCCGAUUGGACAACUUGGGCAUGACAUAUUGUGCGGUCGAGGGCAUUAUCGAAUCCCUUUCAAACCCUGACGCGUUGAAUGAUGAGUCGGCCAUCAGGCUCAUUACUUGCUUUGACCACGAGGAAAUUGGAAGUACCUCUGCCCAAGGCGCUGCAUCCAAUUUUCUUCCAGCUGUCCUUCGUAGACUUGCUGUCCUUCCAGCUCACCAAGAUUCUGCAUCUGAUAAGUCAUACGAAAAGGUCUCGAGAGAUGGGGAGGUUGAUAUCUCUACCGCUUAUGAGCAGAGUCUUGCAACUUCUUUCCUUGUUUCUGCAGAUAUGGCACAUUCAAUUAAUCCCAAUUACACAGCAAAGUAUGAGGCAGAUCACCGACCCGAAAUGAACAAGGGAACUGUUCUCAAGAUUAAUGCAAACCAGAGAUAUGCUACAAAUUCUCCUGGUAUAGUUUUGAUUCAAGAGGUUCGUCAAUCUAGGGGCUGUCCGUUCUCUGUGUCGAGGUUGAGAAAAAGAGUUCAUACAUUUUUAAGGACUACACCCAUCACGGGUAUGCACGUUGACAACGCAUUGCUAACUAUCAUCCUUUUACAGGUUGCUCGCAGAGCCAAGCCAAGCAAAGAUUCUACAACUGCAAAUGGCGUUCCUCUACAACUCUUCGUUGUGCGUAAUGAUUCACCUUGUGGGAGCACCAUUGGUCCAAUGCUCUCUGCCGCUCUAGGUACAAGGACAUUGGAUCUCGGAAAUCCACAACUUUCUAUGCACAGCAUCAGAGAAGUCGGGGGCACAUACGAUGUUGAACACGGCAUCAGAUUGUUUGAAUCAUAUUUUGAACAUUUUUCGGAAUUAGAGUCUAAGAUUUUGGUCGACUAGUUAUCCUCCUCAGUCAUUGACUCUUCUGUUAAGAUAUGUGCCUUAGAGUCGAAUCCAAAUUCAAAUCCUUCCAAUCUAUCC
Messenger RNA from Hymenoscyphus albidus, 1961 nucleotides. The record is from the annotation of a GenBank genome assembly. NCBI's taxonomy places the organism in Eukaryota, Fungi, Ascomycota, Leotiomycetes, Helotiales, Helotiaceae.